AUGAUGGAGGCCUCGCAGGUCCUCGCGGCGACGCAGCAGGGCGUCGCUUUCGCCGUGUGUAGCAUCGCCGAGGCCUUCUAUAGCUCCCAGAGCCUCGGAGACGGCCGCAAGGGCAGCCCGAACCUCCUCCUAUCCGGCGCCCUCUCCGCAGGCGUCGGCGUCGGCACGCUGCUGCUCAACGCGGGCGGCGACCAGAUGCUCUUCGGGUCGCUGGCGGCGCUCGCGUGCUCCGGGAUCCUGUGCUCGGUGAACCUGAGCCGCGCGCAAGUCGUAGAGGGGCGAAAGGACGACUGGCCCGGGCCCAAGGUGUGGCCGGCGACGAUGCUGCUGAUCAGCUUCUUCUCCGCGAACGUCUUCUUCCAGGCGUGCCGGGCGAUCCUCGAAGUCUAG
This is a messenger RNA of Pedinophyceae sp. YPF-701, 390 nucleotides long. The record is from the annotation of a GenBank genome assembly. Lineage: Eukaryota; Viridiplantae; Chlorophyta; Pedinophyceae.